GUUUGAAAAGGGCGACAUGGAAGCUAAUAAUACUUCAAAUGUAGCUUCGUCAGAGACGAAAGACCUCGGCAGGGCUCUUUGCAUCAUAACAGGAGCGUCCAAAGGUUUCGGAAGAUGUCUUGCUAAAGAAAUAUCAGCUCUCCUAAAACCGGGCUCGGUGCUCGUCCUGGUUGCCAGAUCUGAAGAUAAGCUGCGGGAACUGCAGGAGGAUUUAUCCUCGGGUAGAGACGGUCUGCUUAUCCGCUGUGUGGUUGCAGAUCUGGGGCAGAAAGAUGGAGUGGAAAGCGUUAUAAAAGAACUCAGAGAGACACCAAGCUCUGAUAUCAACAGCCUUUACCUGUUUAAUAACGCAGCUUCACUGGGCGAUGUUUCACGCUUCUUCCGAAGCUUCACUGACAUGGACGAAGUUGACCGGUAUCUGUCGAUGAACGUGAGCUCAGCGCUGUGUUUGACUGCUGGGAUCCUGAAGGUGUUUCCAGCUCACGUGGGUCUGCGCCGCUGUGUGGUGCAUGUGAGCUCUCUGUGUGCUCUGCAGCCUUUUCCCUCCUGGGUGCUCUACUGCACGGGUAAAGCGGCACGCAACAUGAUGUUCCGCGUGCUGGCCAAGGAAGAGUCUGAGCUCAGGGUUCUCAACUAUGCUCCAGGCCCUCUGGACACAGAAAUGCAUGUCCAUGCUCGAUCCAACACAGCGGACGACAAUAUUAGAUCGGCUCUUACGGCAAUGCACUCUGAGGGCCGCCUGCUGACCUGCGAAGAGUCCGUGGGGAAGCUGAUCAAGGUCCUGUUAAAGGACGACUAUGAAUCUGGAGCUCAUCUAGACUUUUAUGAUUUGUAAUAAAUUCAGGACACUGAUCAGCCAUAGCAUUAAAGCCACCUGCCUAACAUUGUACAGCCAAAACAGCUCUUCGAAGAAUGGACUCAAUGGACCCAAGACCUGUGAAGGUGUUUAAAUAGGUGGCACGUGUCAGAGUAACACCCAAGGUAUCUCAGUAGAACAUUGCCCAGAACAUCACACCGCCUCCGCCAGCUUGCCUUCUUUGGGCACUCUGACCAGUCUACGGCUACGCAGCCCCAUACGCAGCAAGUUGCGAUGCACUGUGUUCUGACACCUUUCUAUCAUAUAAGUUUCCAUCCACUUUUUGUGCAUUUCUUUCUUUGGCAUUGUGAAUGUGCAUUAAAAAAAC
Messenger RNA from Ictalurus punctatus (channel catfish), 1184 nucleotides. RefSeq names its product sepiapterin reductase a (gene spra). Gene Ontology annotation, molecular function: sepiapterin reductase (NADP+) activity. The record is from RefSeq and is marked provisional. Gene Ontology annotation, biological process: tetrahydrobiopterin biosynthetic process. Lineage: Eukaryota; Metazoa; Chordata; Actinopteri; Siluriformes; Ictaluridae.